CAAGAAUGUUCCUGGGUGUGGACUGCCUUGUAUAAUUAACUGCACAGCUGUAGCUUCUGAUCCCUGGUAACGUCUGUUUCUUUCUUUCUCCCUGCGUCUACCUAGCAUAAUCCAGGCAUUCUCCUCCUCCUUGCAGGAGCUCCAGGUGCGUCACUUGGGCAGAAACUCUCCCGCAUUCCACCGUCAUUCCUUGCCGAGACAACGACCGGACCGUGCAGACAUACCCGCUUUGUAGAGUCUUGAGAGACAGGAACUGGAGGAAAGACUGAGCAGCGAAGCCAAUUCGCCCUGUUUAGACAAUGGAAACGGGGAGCGCAGCAAGGACAAACGGUACCACUGGGAAGCCAGAGGAUAUGAAGAGUCCAUCUGCCCCCAAAAAAGAAGAAGAAGUGAAGAAGACCACAAACCCUGGUGGAGGUGAAAAGGAAGCUAUGAAGGGCACUGGUGGUGCUUCUUUGGAGACAGGGCAAAUCAAGAGCUCCCUCUUCUCUGGGAGUGACUGGAAGAGGCCCAUCAUUCAGUUUGUGGAGUCAUCCGAUGAGAAGAGAUCAACCUACUUCAGCAUGGAUUCGGCAGAUUCAAAGAAGAUGCAAUAUACCAGUGGACAGAUAGGAGACAUGAGGAGACCACCCCUCUCCUUUGCAGAGAAGGGCGAUCUCAGGAAGCCCCUCUUCUCCUUGGAUUCCAAAAAAAGCUUCCUGCCUAGUGAAGGGGAAGGGAGGAAGUCGUUGUUCUCUGGGGGGCAGAUGGGGGACCUGAAGAAAAGUUCCCUCCCUCUCGUGGAGACAGGGGACCUGAGAAGAUCCACCUUCAACAAGCCUGACAGAGCAGCUGGGUCACGGCCCAGGGUGAAGCUCGAGGAUGUUCUGUGUGAUUCCUGCAUCGAUAACAAGCAAAAGGCCGUGAAGUCCUGCUUGGUGUGCCAGGCUUCCUUCUGUGAGCUGCACCUCAAGCCCCAUCUGGAGGGAGCAGCUUUCCGGGACCACCAGCUCCUGGACCCCAUCAGGGACUUUGAAGCAAGAAAAUGCCCUGUGCAUGGGAAGACCAUGGAGCUGUUCUGUCAGACGGACCAGAUGUGCAUCUGCUACCUCUGCAUGUUCCAGGAGCACAAGAACCACAGCACAGUGACAGUGGAGAUCGAGAAAGCGGGAAAAGAGGCUGAGCUUUCACUGCAGAAAGAGCAACUGCAGCUGAAGAUCAUUGAGGUAGAAGAUGAAAUGGAUAAGUGGCAGAAGGAGAGGGACCGAAUCAAGAACUACACCACCAAUGAGAAAGCCACAGUGGACCAGCAUUUCAAAGAGCUGAUCCGCGACCUGGAAAGGCAAAGAGAUGAAGUGAAGGCUGCCCUGGACCAGAGGGAAAAGAUUGCAUCAGAGAAUGUAAAAGAAAUCGUGGAUGAGCUGGAAGAGAGGGCAAAGCUUCUGCGGGAGGACAAGGAGAACAGGGAGCAGAUCCACCAGAUCAGUGACUCUGUGCUCUUCCUGCAGGAGUUUGGGGCUUUGAUGCGGAAUUACGUCCCCCCUCCAUCUCUCCCAACAUACAGCGUGCUGCUUGAAGGGGAGAGCAUGAGCCCAUCUAUGGGACUCCUCAGAGAUGACCUCCUAAACGUCUGCAUGAGGCAUGUGGAGAAGAUCUGCAAGGCAGACCUUGGCCGCAACUUCAUAGAGAGGAACCACAUGGAGAACGGUGACCACCGGUACAUGAUGAACAACUAUGAGUGGAACCAGCCUGACAAUCUGAAGAGAUUUUCCAUGUUCCUGUCUCCCAAAGCCAGUUUCAACCCACGAUCAUGGGAAUUUUCCUCCUUCCAAGCGACUGAGGAAACACUUGGCAAUGGUACUAAGCUGCCUUUUCAGUUCUCCUCGGUGGGACAGAAUCCGCCUGGUGACUUCAGCAAACAGUCUGACGGGAGCCUCUUCACUAAGACCGCUUAUCCUUCAAUAGUGAGACAUCAGUCUGCAAAGGUGACGCCACAGACAUGGAAAUCCUCUAAGCAGUCUGUAUUGUCACAUUACCGCCCCUUUUACGUCAACAAAGGCAAUGGAGCCACCUCCAACGAGGCACCUUGAUUCCUGAAGAUUUAGGGAAGAGCUGGCAGCACUUGGAGCGAAGACUCAGCUGCGGAUUUUCAUGGAUGUACCUGCUACUAUAUUAACCUUACUGCUCUAAUCUCUGCCAGGGAGAGGGAAGGUGCAGAAGGGAAUAGCCUUUACUAGAGGAAACAAGGACUUUUUCCAAAUCACCUUGAAAGCUCUGCAGGCCUUAACAACAUAACCCCAUCCUCUGCUGUCACCUCCUUAUUCCCUCUCUGUCAAUGCCCUUCCCUUUGCUUCUGCAGAGCGAGCCGCUCUGCUUCUCCUGGGAAGCAUGCAUGCUUGGGUAGCACCGCCCCCGACUCUGCUAUACCAGUUGCCCCGUUGUCCUGAGUGUGUUUAUAUGACCAUAGCUGUUAAGUCCUGGUGAAGGUCCCAAGCUGGGGGGGCCCAAAGGUCGUCUUGGAACGGAGAGGCCUCGGCCACUGGGAGCAGUGACAGGCUAAAGCUCUUUCCACGCCUCUCUGCACCACGACUGGGACCGGGUCCAGCGCUGCCACCUCCCUGAGAGCCCUGCAGACUGCCCCCAGCCCAUGCCCACGGCAGCUCGCUUCCUCAGGGCCCUUGGUCAGCUCAGCUCUGCUCCUGCUGCCUUCCAAAAAGCCAUUCAACAGGACCCAUUCGGAGCUGCUGCAGCCCAAGGCCACCUACUGGUGGAGAGCAGAGAGGCUUUCUAUCCCAUUAAAGUACCCCUCCAGCCACCUUUUCAAAUCAAGGAAUAAAAAGAAAAUCCAUCCUACUAAUAUAAAAUUGAUUAGAUGCCAUAAGUGUUGGGCGCUGUUUUGUUUUGUGGUUUGUUUUUUUUUAAUUCCCCUAAACCAAAAUUGAUUUAUAUAUUGUGGUUCAGGUAUUUUUUUCUGCAAUAGGCAAUGAGAAUUAGUACCGUAGCCUUUUGCUCAGGAUAAUAUUUUUUGUACGUCCCCUGGAUAGAAGAAUCACAUCAGCACCCAGCUUGCAAACCAGCCAGGGAUGGUUAACCUUUCCACGAUCUCAUCGAGAUUAUUUUCCUUCCCCUUGGACAAAGCUGAGAGGUUAGGUCCGUGCUUUGCAACCCCUCCCCCAGGCCAGUCAACGGAAGCAGAUGGCCCAUUGCAGGAUCAGAGCCCUCGAACAGUGAUAAGCAUCUGCAGAACACAGAACCAAGACCUGACAGCUACUUUUCAUGGUUUGCUCUAUUCAAGUGGUUUUUGGAAUAGCUUCCCCCCACCUUUCCUACCGUCAAAUGCUUGCAACACCUUGCUGAGAGAGGUCACACCUAUCGCUCCCUGAAAAUUACUUUCUUGCUAAUUCCUGUGCAAAGAUACUUGCUGCUUUUUAAUCUGACACCUCAGACAAAAAUUCUGAGGCUGAGAGUUGGUUGCUCCAGAAUACUUGAAAUGGCACUUAUUUUAUAAUUUUUUUUUUUUUCCUUAAUGACCAGAGGGGAAGGGAAUAGCGUAGUGGGGAAGGACGUGAAGAAAGGGAAACUGGGAUAGAGUUGCUAGGAAAUACACCGAGGGGUUUGAGUAUGUGUGUGAAAGGAUAAAAUACACCCCCUGCAAAUCUCAUUCUUUCUUUUGCCCCCGAGGAGGCAUCCAGUAGCCACUUGGGUCCCUUAUUUUCUAGCAAAAGCUUCCACCGCCUCCCUUCUAUUCUCCAACACGUGGGCGUGAUCCCUCCUCCUCCUCCAAAACUUGGAUAUUAACCCCCCCCCCCCCCCUUCUUUGCCGCCCCAAAGAAGGCCUGCUGCGAUGUCAGCUGGGAGCUGCACUGCCCCUCGCCCAGCACACGAAUGACCGGCCUGAGGAAGCAAGCGUCCCCUUCCUCCCCCCCCCCCGUCCCCUCCCCGCCGGCUCUGCCCUCCCCCACCUCUGCAGUCCCCACGGCCCGUUUGCUCCCCUUCCUCUCCUCGCUUCGAGGGCCUCGCUCAGACCUUGCACGCAUGACUUUUCACGCUGGCACGCUCCGGCGACAGGCUGGUCUCCCCACAGCCCUUUGCCCCCACCAGAGGAGCGCGGGACGGGGCACAGCUCCGGCCCCGCCGUACCUCGCGGUCCCGGGGAACUAGCAGCGCGGCUUCGAAGGUGUAUUGUGCAUGAACUGUUUUUAUCGUGUUUAUCUCGAUCAGCAAAGCAAGAGGAAUUCCACCUCCUCAGACAGGACCCGACUGCGCUGAUGUAAAUGAGGCCCUUCACGUGUGCAACACAUACUGCAGAAAUAAAGGAGAAAGCUCCAUGUCUGACUAAAA
Messenger RNA from Aquila chrysaetos chrysaetos, 4320 nucleotides. It is a transcript of the gene TRIM29, whose product is annotated as tripartite motif containing 29. The record is from RefSeq and is a predicted model, not a curated record. The transcript is spliced from 9 exons. Bases 300 to 2069 code for a protein of 589 amino acids. Gene Ontology annotation, molecular function: zinc ion binding. NCBI's taxonomy places the organism in Eukaryota, Metazoa, Chordata, Aves, Accipitriformes, Accipitridae.